CCCCUCCGCGCUGCUUCGCGCUCGGCGCCCCCUGCCCCGCCCCUCCUCCCACCCCCAUCCCCGCGGGGGGUGAGGGUGGCUCCGCUGGGUUGAUCGAUACAGGGGCGCCCACUUGGCCACUUGGCAGACCUACAUUCACCGUGGACAAACAGCCUCAGCUCCCUCAAGCAGCCCGUGCGAGCGCCCAGUGGAGCGCCCCCAGUCCCCGCAUUAGCUGGACGUCGUCAGCAUGCUCGUGGCGUCCGCCCUACGCUGCCGCCGGGCUGCUCCAGAUCUGGAGGCUCCAGCUGGAGACCUGGAGAGUUGAGUCCCUCCAUUUCAUCCUCCAGCACGGUGAUCAACCCCCCUGAUUUGAAUGGCCGAAUGCAGCGCCUCCUCGUCCAGCUGGUCCAAUGUGAGCAGCGCGAGCCAACGCUACCGGGAUCUGGACACAGCCGCCAUGCACUUCUGGAUAGACAAGCGUGGCACCGCCGGGCCGCACGGGGUGCCGCACCACGGGCACGGGCGCUACAGCCACCGGGUGUCGGCCUCGCUGGCCUCUAGCAGACUGCCCCCGGGCGCAGCCCCACAGCGACGCCGCCGCCCCAGCCGGUCCUCCCGCACCAAUGUGGCCAAGGCGACGACCCCCGCCGUGCACCGGCCGGGGGACGCCUCCACGUCCGGCACCACAACGUCGACCACGACGGCGCUGACGGCGUCCUCGCUGGCCGGCGGCUCCGGCUCGUCGUCGGGGUCGGCGCGGAGGGUGGGCGGCGCGGCGCCCGUCCUGGCGCCCGCCCCCUUGCUGGCCCGGGCCGCCCGCGCCCACCUUGCGCUGCCCCGGCCGCGGCCGCACCUCGCCUACAUGUAAGUGUGUGAGAGAGAG
This is a messenger RNA of Frankliniella occidentalis (western flower thrips), 865 nucleotides long. RefSeq lists its product as uncharacterized. Bases 356 to 850 code for a protein of 164 amino acids. The record is from RefSeq and is a predicted model, not a curated record. Lineage: Eukaryota; Metazoa; Arthropoda; Insecta; Thysanoptera; Thripidae. The transcript has 3 exons.